Molecule: messenger RNA, 975 nt
Organism: Aspergillus fijiensis CBS 313.89
Lineage: Eukaryota; Fungi; Ascomycota; Eurotiomycetes; Eurotiales; Aspergillaceae
Product: GroES-like protein
Exons: 6
Coding region: 1-975 (324 amino acids)
Biological process (GO): butanediol biosynthetic process
Cellular component (GO): cytoplasm
Molecular function (GO): (R,R)-butanediol dehydrogenase activity; zinc ion binding
Source: RefSeq, a predicted model, not a curated record
AUGAGAGCAGUCCGCUUCUACGGAGCUGGAGACAUCCGGGGUUCUGCGGAAGUGGUAAGUAAUUUGCAUGAGUACACGUGCGGGCCGCAUCUGGUACCCCUGACGCCACAUGCGAUCACCGGGGGAAAGCUCCCAACAACCCUGGGCCACGAGUUUAGCGGCAUAGUCGAGGAGGUGGGAGCCGCGGUUGCAGAUGCUGUCGCAGACCUCAAAGUUGGAGAUCGGGUUGCUGUCCGGCCCAACUUGUCCGACGGGAGUUGUCCUCCCUGUUUGCGCGGAACUCCGAACUGUUGUCGCAAUUUGGGCUUUGUGGGCUAUAGUAGGGGCUUGUCGGACCACGUCGUGGUUGACGCCGACCAUGCCAUUCCGCUACCAGACACCAUUCCUUUGGAUAUCGGCGCGCUUAUUGAACCGUUGUCUGUGGCGUGGCAUGCAGCAGACCACAGCCCUCUCGAGGGGGCUCGGACUGUUCUCGUCGUUGGAGGGGUCCCUAUUGGUUUGGCUGUGGUUCAAGUGCUUUUUGCCCGAGGAGUCGAGUCUAUCGUCGUCGCGACGAGACUUCCGCGACGACGAGAAUUUGCGAGUAAAUUGGGUGCAACUCAUGUCCUUGAUCCUCGGACGCAAGAUGUCGUCUCCAUGGUACAGGCAAUGACCGGGAACGCAGGCGCAGAUGUAGCCUUUGAAUGCUCUGGCGUGCAAGCUGGAUUGGAUACAGCUCUUCGGGGCAUCCGGGUCCGAGGAACAGUCACGAUUGUGUCUCUCUGGGAGGCAAAACCGAUCGUAGACGCCCAGGCCAUCGUGCUAGACGAGAAGCAUGUAAUCGGGGCGGCAAUCUUUGCCGAUGGGAUCUUUCCAGCUGUCAUUGAAGCCAUAAGCUCGGCAAGAUUCGAAUGGAAGACAUUGUCGAGAAAAUUUGAGGCCCUGAUCCAUGAAAAAGAUAAACAUGUCAAGAUCUUAGUUGACAUUUCGGCAUGA